CCCCCCCUCACUCUGCCUCUCUCUCAUCCGCUAGCUGAGGGACCGAAACAGCCUGCGAGAGAAACCGCGAGGAGGGGAGAGGAAACGGAGCGACGGAGAUGGCGAGCAUCAACAUGGGGCUGAGACCGCUGCUGCUGCCGGGGCUCGCGUGCGUCCUCCUGGUCGUCCUAACGCCUCAUGUCCAAUGUCUAAAUGGCGACGAGGACCAGAGCCAGGACACCGAGUGUAAGAUGAAGAGCGUAACCGUGUCGGCGUUGCCGUUUUUGAGGGAAAACGACCUAAACAUCAUGCACAGUCCGUCGGCCUCCGAGCCCAAGCUGCUGUUCUCCGUUCGAAACGAUUUUCCCGGAGACGUCGUGGUGGUGGACGACCUGGAAAACACCGAGCUCCCUUUUUUCGUCUUAGAGAUCUCUGGGAAUUCAGAGGACAUCCCUCUGGUGCGCUGGAAGCAGCAGUGGCUGGAGAAUGGCACUCUGCUCUUCCACAUCCACCACCAGGACGGCAGCAUGAACCCCCCGGAGCCGACCGAAGACCCGGCCAACGAUUCGGCGAAGGAGGAGCUCCGCAUCCUGCACAUCUCUGUCAUGGGCGGGAUGAUCGCCCUUCUGCUGUCCAUCCUGUGCUUGGUCCUGAUCCUCUACACCCGCAGGCGCUGGUGUAAACGCCGUCGCAUCCCUCAGCCCCAGAAGAGCGCCAGCGCUGAGGCGGCUAAUGAGAUCCACUACAUCCCCUCCGUGCUGAUGGGAGGCCAGGCCCGGGAGAGCUUGAGGAACUCUCGGGGUCAGGGGCCGAACUCCAGCGGUACCCUCAGCAUCCGGGAGACACCGAUUUUGGAUGGGUAUGAGUACGACAUCACAGACCUGCGUCACCAUCUGCAGCGGGAGUGUAUGAACGGUGGCGAGGAGUUUGCCAGCCAAGUCACCCGUACCCUGGACUCCCUCCAGGGCUGUAAUGACAAGAAUAAUAUGGACCUCACACCUGUGAGUGACAACACCAAGCUGGCCCUAAUGAACAAAUACAAGGACAACAUCAUCGCCACAAGUCCAAUCGACAGCAACCACCAGCAGAACACCCUGCUUCCACACAACACCUCCACCAGCCAACGUAAACGUCUCUCCAGCAACACCCGUGCGGGUUCAACUUUCUUGAACCCAGACGGGGACUCUGGAACGGAGGCAGACAGCGAGCCUCAGCUGGCCUUUUACACCGACCCAAACCGCAGUCGCCGCCGGAGUCGAGGUAUGAGAAAUGGUAACGCCAACAGCGCGUGGGGCUCAGGGGCAGCAGGUUCCCCCCGCAGCCCCAUCAAUAAGACCACCCUGACUCUGAUCAGUGUCAUCAGCUGCGUGAUCGGCCUGGUUUACUCCUCUCACCUGUCCUGCACCCUCGCCGUCCGGGUAAUCCUACAUGUGCCGGAGCACCUCAUCGCUGACGGAUCAAGGUAUAUUUUGCUGCAGGGGAGCCAGUUGGACGCCUCAGACUGGCUGAACCCAGCCCAGAUCUUGUUGUACUACCAGCAGAACGCCAGCGGGCCGUGGGUCAACGAGCUGUGUGGACGACGCCUCCUGGAUCCCUGUGAGCACCAGUGUGAUCCGGAAACAGGAGAAUGCCUUUGCCUCGACGGCUACAUGAAAGACCCGGUCCACAAGCACCUCUGCAUCCGCAGUGAGUGGGGGCCCAAUCAGGGUCCCUGGCCUUACACCAUAUUUCAGCGCGGUUUUGAUCUUGUGAUGGGAGAACAGCCCUCUGAUCGCAUUUUCAGAUUCACAUACACCUUAGGGGAAGGGAUGUGGCUGCCGCUGAGUAAAAGCUUUGUCAUCCCACCUGCCGAGCUCGCCAUCAACCCAUCAGCCAAGUGCAAGACGGACAUGACAGUUACGGAGGACGCGGUGGACAUUCGAGAGAAAUUGAUGAUCAGUUCAUCUUUUGACUCGUUGGAGGUUCUCCUGGACUCAUUUGGGCCCGUCAGAGACUGCACCAAAGACAACGGAGGCUGCAGCCGCAACUUCCGCUGCAUAUCUGACCGAAAGCUGGACUCCACCGGAUGUGUGUGCCCUCUGGGGUUGAGUCCUAUGAAGGAUGGGACUGGGUGCUACGACCACCACAUCGGCAUCGACUGUUCCGACGGUUUCAAUGGAGGAUGUGAGCAGCUGUGUCUCCAGCAGCUGGCGCCUCUAGAGGAUGACCCGACACUCUACAACAUCCAGAUGUUCUGUGGGUGCAUCGAGGACUACAAGCGCGGUCCAGAUGGGAGGUCAUGCCUGCCGCUGUCGGAGACCUGCACUGAGGGAAUAGACUGCGGGGAAGCAUUGGACAUCCCCGCUAACCAGACUGUGUUCGGAGACCUUUUCUAUGGAUACAACAACCACACCAAAGAGAGCACCACCGGACAGAUCCUCAAGGCCACAUUCAGGCAGAAGAACUUUGCCCGAGGCAUCGAGCAGCAGCUCCCAGAUGGCAUGGUGGUGGCAUCAGUGCCAAUGGAGGUCCAGUGCCACGAGGAGCUGUCCGACCCCGUUCCGGACCCAGAGUACCUCACAGGUAUGGUGAACUACAGCGAGGUGUCUGGCUACCCCCUUGUUCAGCACUGGAGUCUUCGUUCUGUGCAAUACCACGUCAAACUCAAUCAGUGGGUCCUCUCUCAAGCCUUUAGCUCGGCCAUUCAUUCUCUGGACGGGGCCACGCAGCGGAGCGACUUUGUCUCCAUCCUCAGGGAGUUUGGGAACCAUUAUGUGCAGGAGGCAGUGUACGGCUUCCAGGAGUCCUGUACCAUCUGGUACCCCAACAAACAGGUCCAGAGACAACUGUGGCUGGAGUACCAGGACAUCAGCAAAGGUAACUCGCCUUCGGAGGAGUCCGAGGAGCGUGACAAGGAGCCAAGGACCCUGACCUACCCUGCGUACAUUGCCAGUCUGCUGGACACUGGUGCCAAGCGCAUGGCUGCCGGUGUCCGUAUGGACUGCAACAGCCAAGGCCAGUGCCCGCGCUCCUGUCACCUCUGCCACAUGAGCCCGAGGGUGGUGCAAGGGCGGCAGCAGUCCGAGCCUGUCUUGCUGCAAAUCACCAAGGCCGCGCCCAUCUUUGAGCUGGUGUCCAACAAUGAGACCUACCAGGCUCUUCAUGAGGCGAUGAUGAGCAUGCUAUGGUGUUCAGGGAAAGGAGAUGUUAUCGAUGACUGGUGUCGGUGUGAUUCCAGCGCUUUUGGCACAGACGGACUGCCCACCUGCGCCCCACUUCCCCAACCUAUGCUGAAACUGUCUUACACCUACGAGCCCAGCAGCUCAUUGGUCAUCAUGGAGUGGAACCACACCGACCCACCAAUCGGCGUGCGGAUUGUUGAUUACCUUAUUAGCCAGGAGAAGGUGACAGAGAGGACCGACCACUCCAAAGUUGAGACAGAAACACUUUUGAGCUUUGUGGAUGACAUCCUGUCUGGGGCCAGGUCGCCAUGUGUGAUGUUAGGGGACAUCCCAAACCUCCUGUCCUCCUCCAUCAGCAUGAUCAUUCGCUGCCUGGAGCCUGACACCACAUACAUGUUCCGGCUGUGGGCAGUAGACAACACAGGGCGCCGUUCUAGUCCAAGUGAAGUCACUAUUAAAACUCCGUGUCCAACUGUGGAUGAUGUCAAAGCACAAGAAAUAGCGGAUAAGAUCUAUAAUCUUUUCAACGGUUACACCAGUGGGAAGGAGCAGCAGACAGCCUACAACACUCUAAUGGAUCUGGGUGCUCCGACGCUUCGCCGCGUGCUCUACCACUACAACCAGCGCUACGAGAGCUUCGGGGAAUUCACCUGGAGGUGUGAGGAUGAGCUGGGACCCAGGAAGGCCAGCCUCAUCCUGUCCCAGCUAGAUGAACUCUCCCCGUGGUGUAAGGGUCUUCUUCAGGAGCCGAAGAUUGGCCUCCGCAGGAUGUCCCUCAAGUUCCUGUCCUGCCGUUACACUGACACCAAGGCCUUUGGCCUGAACUGGUCGGACAUGGGCCAGGACGUACACAAGGCCUGUGAUGACCAGACGCUCACAGUCAUGUAUAAUGACUACGGCGAGCCCAAGGAGCUGUGAAAUGAUUAAAGGGAUGGGUGUGUACAGGAAUAUGAGAGAUUUGUCAAACCCAACAAAGAAACGCAUAAAAUGCUGGUUUUACAUUUGUUUCACUAAGCUAUUUGCAUUCAUGGUGUCAUAAGCAACUGCCAAACAUUAUUUAAAAUGCCUUAUACUCUAUUUAGCAUUACCAUAUUAUUGGUAAAUGUAUUCAAAUGUCUAAUUAGAGGAGUUGAUCUCUGAAGUCUAGAUACAUUAAGAUAAUCUAGAUAGAUAAUCAUCUAAUAACCAAUACCUUUUUGAAAAAUAUCUCUUAGCUGUGCUUUGUUAGAGCUAUACUGAAGUCCAUUCCUCCCUUGUAAUGAAAAGUAAAAAUUAAGGCAAACUUGACACAUUCUGCAGAUGCUUCACAACAAACGCCUUCCUCGUUUGAUUGCCUUCAACUAUUCUCAUUUGUUCUUCGUUGUGGUAUGAUUCUUAAUGAUGACAUAUUAACAUCUUAUGGACUAAAGCAUGGGAAGCAAUUAAAGCUGAAGUAAAGCUUUACUUUACUAAUCACGUGGUUGGGCGUUCGAUCCACAGCUCAUCCUGACCUCAUGUUGAAGUUUUCUUGGGGAAGACACUGAACCCCAAACUGCUCCUGAUGGUUGGCCAGCACCUUACAUGGAAGCUCGCUGCCAUCGGCGUGUGAGUGAAUGAGAAGCAAAUUAUAAAGCUCUCUAGCUCAAGAUAAAAGCCCAAUAUAAAUACAACUAUUCAGCUGUGUAGCAGCUGCAGGCACUCGAUAAACAUGUUUACUUCGACACCAAGGCUUACUUUUUGCUAAAUUAAAGAUUUUUGAAUUUGAAUGUUUUUAAUUAAGUGUGAAAUAUUGCAAGGCAGGAAUGGACUGACACGGAAGGCAUGGCCAACUAAAAUAGAUCCUUUUGCAGCAGGCCUCGCCCAGGUUCUUUAAUUCUUCCUAUUUUUAUGAUUUAAAUGCACAUUGGCAUGAAAGAUCCCAUCUCGCAAUAAAACGUAAUGCAACUGGGAAAAAAGACAAACCUGUAGUAUUCAAUGCACUUAUAUUUUAGAACAACAAAUAACUUAGAGGGACAAAACAUAAGGCCAUGCAUUUUAUUUCACUGUAUUUCUUUGUUGGACUCAACAAUCUUCUCUUUAAAUGUUGAUUUGUGAAAUUAACUUGUUGUUUUACCCCAUUGUUGCAAACAUCUGGCAUCUUAAUAGUCUAAUCUAUAUGGGAAAGUGCUAUUUCAUUUGGCUUCUUUAUAUUCAUUCAGAUAUUUAAAAGGUCUGAUCUUGGAUAUAAAGGGUUACACAUGAGCUCAUGUGUGCCUGUUUAGAUCUAAAUUUAGGCACAUCUUUAGAAAUUUUGGUGAAAAAUUACAAAAGGCAACUCUUGAUGUGGCCAAAAACGGAGAGUGAUUGUGACCUUUUAGGUUGCCUAUAUCCAUCCUACAGCCAGGAUCAGCCCUGUCUCCUAAAUCUUCUGUACCUAUACAACUAAACGGCAUUCUCAAUUAUGUUUCAAGAUAAACUUAUUUGUCCCAGAUUAAGUUUGUUUUUGACAUUUUACAAAUGCGUCGAAAUAAGGAGGAGAUCUGGGUGGAUUGAUAGUCAAACAAACGCAGGACUUUCACACAGGAGACGCUGUCCCAUGUGAAACCAGUAGGGAACAUCGACUUAUUUUAACUUAUGUACGUAAUGGAACAAACAUACUUAUUUUCACUUAAAUCCUAAUUUUACCUUAGGGUUACCAGAUGAGAAAUUCGGGACGAGACAGACUGCUCCAAAAUGAUUUAUUAUUAUUAUUCAGGAAUUCAACUCUCAUGUAAACCCAAAAAUACAUAUAAAAAGUCAUUAAAGUCAUGAACUCAAGUGUCAUUAUGAAACAAAUAAAACAAACACAACUAAUGUGUUUUAACAUCAGCAACAUCCAUACCAAUCCCUCCCUUCUUGUGGCUCCCUGCACUUAACAUGAAUGUCAAAACUCCUACCGCUUAAAGGAGGAUGAGACCAAAGUGUUGGUCUGUACAGCUGUGCUGGAAGUUAAAUGUAGUUUGCUGCUAGCAUGCAGCCUAAAGUCUAACUCAUCGGGUCCCGGGACACCACCCUGAGCCUCCAUUUUAACAAUGAAUGAAUAAAAAAUAGCAAUGCAUGUUAUCAAUGCAGCCAAUGAGCAGCCGAUGGGAGCUGGAGUCUCAAGCGUCUGUGCUUGAGACUUUUCUCUAAUUUUCGGGACAAUUAUGGCAGGAUUUGGGACAACUGCAUGGAUUUCGGGACUGUGCAAAAUUUUUCGGGAUGUCUGGUCACCCUAUCUCAUCCAGUACCUAACCAAGUUUUAGUUUUUAGUUAGGUAGUUUUUUUUUGUUUUUUUUUAAAUAUUAACCAUGUGUUUAAAACUGCAACUGUUUUACAACAUGCGUCUGUUGUUGGUACGAGGAUGUGUUUUCUAAGAGAAAAUACCUUUUUCUCGGAACGUAAAUGAGAAUGCAGAUUACUUAUAUAGGAAAAAAUUAGUUUGUUGACCUCACUAGAUGGCACUCUUGGUUUGUAGAAAAAGUUCAAGGGAUGGCAAUUCACUGUGCUUUAAACCCUUUGUUGAACAGAGAGCGUUAUCUAGUGGGCUCAGAAAAUGGUUCAAAAAGCAUAAUUUGGCUAUCACUAAUGGGAACAUAAUUCUUUAAAAGACAAGUUUGCUAGGAUACAGCGUACUGCUUCUUAGUCCCGACCUAAAGUCAACAUUUUCUUCUUGUAAAGUUUUCAUAAUGGAUCCAGGAGUUUUUGGGUCUUUUAAGGAUUUAAAAGUCAUUGUAACUUCAGUUUCACUGGAACAUUCCAACCAUUGGUAUAUAUUUUACAGCUUCUGAUUCUUGCCGUACUCAUUUAUUACGAAUAACUGCAACAAACCCAGUAGGUGAACACUUCCUGGUAGUGAUGGCCAAAUAAAGCCCCAUGAAGCUUUGUGAACCGUUUUCUUUAUUUUCUGAGCCCACUAGAUGGUGGUCUUGGUUUAAAUAAAAAGGCUAAAGGAAAUGCAAUUCAGUGUGCUUUCAGCACUGCUGAACAGAGAACCAUCUACAGGGCUCAGGAAGACAAAGAAAAUGGUUCUCAAAGCUUCAUGAGGAGGCUUCAUUGUGCCAUCACUACUUCAUUGGCUAUAACAGCUGUGAUUUGUUCGUGGCUGCUGCAUUGUGUAGUGUAGCUUAUACAGUUUUAAUUUCUCUUUUUAAAUAUGUUAAAUUAAGUUAGCCUUUGAACUAGAACAUACAAACCUGGUUUUGUCAUUCAAACAUGUUGAAAAGUUAAUACAGUGCAAAGUUAUCCAUGUUUCUAUGAAAAAGGCGAGGUAGCAUGUAAACAGAUUUUAUUAGAAAGGCAAAAGAACAAUAAGAGAGGAUGGUCUGCUGAGUUAUUUUAGUAGUAUAGACAAAAAAAAAACUUGUAUAUAGCAUUAUCAUAAAGGUUUUAGUGAUAUAAACUGCUGAAUGUAGUAAUAAUAGCUUUUAUAAGUGAAGCUGUUAUAAAGGAGUUUUACUAAAUAAACAGGCAUCACAGAGUAGGUACACAGAUAUGCUCAUUUUCUUUACACAAUUAAUGAAACCUGCCAAACUAAUUAUUUUAUCAUUUUCACAACAUUCUGAGUCCAUCCAAUGGACCACUGUUAAAAGUGAUAAUCCUGUAUUGAAACUGCAAAUUAACAGUGUCUUAAUGUUUUCAUCUACUUCUCUGUAUGAUUAAACUUCAUGCAACAAUGUCUUUAGAAAGCUUUAUGCGACAUUUCCACUAAUACUAUGUGUUUAUUGUGAGCAUAUUUAAACUUUUAUAUUACCUCUAUUUGUUCCGUUAUUUUAUUCAUUGUGCAGUGGCCAUGUUGGAGAUUGAUGUCAAAGAAAUUUUUAACAACUAUCAUAUGUGAAUACUAAAAUGAACACUUGUAGAUUUUUGUAUAAGCAGCAAAGUAUUUCAUAAAUGCAUCACAUUAUAUCACAUAUUGUUUUUCUUCUGUAUAUAAUUAUACAACAGGUGGCAUUUUACAUAACAUUGCAGUGUGCUUUAGUAGAUACAAUAUUGUAUUGUAAUUUCUCCUGUGUAGCUUAGUACAGCAAUUGGAUUAAUCUGCUCUAUUGCAGCUGUGAUGUAGAGAGCAGAGGGCUCUGCUUUCUAUGAUUUAAACAUGAGAUCCAUUAUCUGAAACUGGAUUGUGAUUGGUUAAUUCAAAGAUUACUGUAUGCUUUUUUUUUUAAAUGGUAAAAUGACAAACUAAGUGUAAUUGGAAAUAAAGUGAAUAAGGCAACAUGACUUUUGAGAUAUAUGUAAACCAACCAUCUACUAUCUGCAUGAUAUUAUUGUCUAAACGGUCUGUGGCUAUUACAAACUUUUUUCACUUUGAUCUUUGCUACUUCAAAAAACAAUAAAGAAUAUAUUAUGA
Molecule: messenger RNA, 8469 nt
Organism: Etheostoma spectabile (orangethroat darter)
Lineage: Eukaryota; Metazoa; Chordata; Actinopteri; Perciformes; Percidae
Product: astrotactin-1
Exons: 24
Coding region: 99-4058 (1319 amino acids)
Biological process (GO): neuron migration; neuron cell-cell adhesion
Cellular component (GO): endosome; membrane
Molecular function (GO): protein binding
Source: RefSeq, a predicted model, not a curated record